AUGAAGAGGAAAAGUGAUAUAACAAUUGCAGAGAAUAAUGAAUCAGGUGAGGCAACAGCUUGUGAUUGUCGUAUCCACUCCUUGACUAUGGCGAUGCAGGCUUGCCAUGGAUCUCAGAAUUCUCGAAUAUGUAGCCAAAGUGAUGUGGGUAGCAAUCAGCCAAGAAUGGUGCAAAUCAGUCCUGGCUCCUGUCAUCAGGGAUUCGAGCCUCUCAGCACUGUGUUCUGGAUGUCUGAUGAAGGUGGUGGGUACAAUGCUGAUGGGGAAAGGAGUCGGUCUGGAGAAGCAAAUGAUAAUCUAGAUAAAGAGAAUGAGUGUCCUACCAGCAACACGCAGCCAAGCUCAACUCUGACUUGCAGCCAACGAGUAUUAGCUAAGCGUUGGGGAAGAGCAUUGGCUUUGCAAGACAUCAGUAACAUGGCAUAUAUCUUGGAUUUAAAGUUUCAGUGUGUUGAGAGGCGGUGGCCAGGAGUAGGAACAAAUAGUCAAAGUGGAGCAGAAAAUCUCAACUAUCAAGGGGCCGAUAGCGGGGUCAAUAUGAAUGGUAAAAAAAAAGUUGAAGGAAAAAGUAGCAGCAGAAGAAGCCAGAGGAAUUCUUUUUUUGCAUCUGCUGACAUGAUGGAGAAUUAUUCUCAGCGACAAUAUUUAGCGGAUGCAGGGAGUUCAGCGAGUCAGGCUACGCAAUCAGCUUCUUUUUCAGGCUGUGCAAGAGGCUCAAGAGUUGAUUUUCAGGGACCUGCUGUAUCAUAUAUGCCAGUUCCGAUAGAAUUGCAAUAUAAGGAUUUGGAAUUCUGCUUUGAUAGAAACAUAACAUCUGAUUCUGGCAGGAGUGGUAGUGAUUCAGAUUAUAGUGCAGAAAAUGGGCGAAAUGGGCAUAAUUUGGCAUGUAAUCAUAGAAGCAAUAUUGCCGAACCAAGGAAGAUUGGACCAUCUUGCUCAUUCGGUUACGUGGAUGAAGGAGAUGCUGUAUAUAAAUGUCAGUAUUGUGGGGCAUUCAUGUGGUUUAAUGAGAAAGUUGGGAAUUGUUCGAAGCCUGUUUAUUCACAGCUCUAUAUUCAUGAUACUGAGAAUGAAGUCUCUAACCGUAUUUUUGCAGUAAGUAAACAUUUGAAGGAUUGCUCCAUCGAUGACAAGAUUGUUGAUCAAAUCAAGAAGGUACUUGAUGAAGUAAAUCCAUUUGUCAAACAAUAUCGCUUGGCAUCAUCAAUGAUUAAUAAUGGACCCCAUUUGGAUGUGAAGCUUCGAUUAAUUAGUGGGAGACAACAUGAUGGCCGUACAUAUAAUUUGCCAUCUGCUAAUGAGGUAGCUGCACUUAUUAUGGGGGAUAUUGAUAUGAAUUUUAGUAGGAGAGAUGUUAUAGUACAUGAGCUUUCAGGGUCGUUGCAGCGAAUUGAUGAGUUGCAUGCAUCAUAUCUUCCAUUGCAGUAUCCAAUUUUAUUUCCUAAGGGGGAAGAUGGUUAUAGGGAUGAUAUUCAACAUCGUGAAGAGACUAUUUCUUACACAAAAAAGAAGAAAAUGCUUAGCAUGAGGGAAUAUUUUGCAUAUCGCUUAAUGGCACGUGAAAAUGAGAUCUCAACUGUAUUACAUGCAGGGAAGUUAUUCCAACAAUUUAUAGUUGAUGGGUAUACUAUGAUUGAAGCACAAAGGCUGUUAUGGGUGAGAACCCACCAAAAGGAGCUUAGAGUAGAUUUAUACCAAGGCUUAACAGAUGCUUUGUUGAGUGGUGAAAGAAAUGCAGCAUCAACAGGGAAGCGUAUUGUAUUGCCAUCUUCAUUUACUGGGGGGGCACGUUAUAUGCUAGGGAAUUACCAAGAUGCAAUGGCUCUUUGCAGAUAUUUUGGAUAUCCAAGCAUAUUUGUAACCUUCACGUGUAACCCAGCUUGGCCAGAGAUAUCACGAUAUUGUGAUGGGCAAGCACUGUUGUCCUCAAAUAGGCCAGAUAUAUUGGUAAGAGUGUUCCAGAUGAAAUUGAAAGCUUUGAUGGCUACUAUUAAGAAGAAAAAGAUUUUUGGGACAGUUCUUGCAGAUGUCUAUACUAUAGAGUUCCAAAAAAGGGGGUUGCCACAUGCACACAUUCUAUUGUUUCUUAGCCCGCAUGAUCAGUUGACUAAUCCAAGUGAUGUUGACAAGGUUAUUUCUGCAGAAAUUCCUGAUAAGCAAUCAAAUCUGGAGUUACAUGAAAUAGUAAAGAAAUUUAUGGUGCAUGGGCCAUAUGGUUGCUUUAAUAGCAAAGCUCCAUGUAUGAAGGAUCAUAAAUGUAGUAAGUAUUUCCCUAAGAAGUUUGUUGAAAAUACUGUGAUUGAUGAUGAAGGGUAUCCUACAUAUAGAAGAAGAGAUGAUGGUAGGACCAUAGAGGUAAAAGGGGUUCCAUUGGAUAACCGAUACAUUGUUCCUUAUAAUCCUACUUUGUUGCUGAAGUUUCAGGCUCAUAUCAAUGUCGAGAAGUGUAACCAAAGUACUGCUAUAAAGUAUUUAUUUAAGUAUAUUAGCAAGGGUAAUGAUAGGGUGAUUGCAUCGAUAUAUGAUGGUAACCAGGAAAGUAAUGGUGUGCGAGUGGUUGAUGAGGUCCAGCAGUAUUAUAACUUUAGAUAUAUCUCAGCAUGUGAAGCUGCUUGGCGGAUUUUUGCCUUUGAUAUUCAUCAUCGAUAUCCUGCGGUUGAGAGGCUUAGCUUCCAUUUACCUAAUCAGCAAUAUGUGAUGUAUUCAAAUGCCGAUGAUGUGGCGGAGGUUUUAGAUAAGCCAAGAGUAUGUGAAUCAAUGUUUCUUGCAUGGAUGAAAACAAACUCAAGGGAAGAUUUUGCAAAAACAUUGACAUACUCAGAGUUUCCCCAACAUUAUGUGUACCAAAGGACUAAGAGGGAAUGGAAAUGA
Neltuma alba is the source of this 2871-nucleotide messenger RNA. RefSeq lists its product as uncharacterized. Bases 1 to 2871 code for a protein of 956 amino acids. The transcript has 11 exons. Lineage: Eukaryota; Viridiplantae; Streptophyta; Magnoliopsida; Fabales; Fabaceae. The record is from RefSeq and is a predicted model, not a curated record.